Didymodactylos carnosus is the source of this 1590-nucleotide messenger RNA. NCBI's taxonomy places the organism in Eukaryota, Metazoa, Rotifera, Eurotatoria, Philodinida, Philodinidae. The record is from the annotation of a GenBank genome assembly.
AUGGCAAUACAUGCGAUCACUUUGCUCACCCUAUCACUACUUUGUUACGCAACCGCUCUUCAUCUCGAGUUUUAUCCCGGUACACAACCUUACCAUCAAACAGGUUCUCGUUACGACAAUACUGCAUGGCUGGUCUCCGUUCAGGAUCCUCCAGAAAGGUACCUCACGUACGGACCGUUCACGGAGCAAUGGAAUACUACCGUUCCCUCACGUGUAGACUUUUAUCUAGGGGUGGAUAAUAACGUUGGUGAUCCGUCGGACCUAUUGACCGUUGAUGUGAAUGAUCCAGGCACUGAUCGUGUAUUAACUAGCCGAAAUAUCUCAAGACUUGACUUUGGUUAUGCUAGUGUACAACCACAAGUAUUUUCGCUGUACUUUUCGAGUACCCCAGGACAUAGUCUCGAAUUUCGCGUGUAUUAUCGUUGCUGCAGCAAGAUCGUUCAUUAUAAGACCGUUGUGGACGAGUUAGAUGGUGGCGCACUGGCAGCUAUCUUUGCAGGACAAGGGGGGUUAGAACUAGUUAGCUCUUCAACUUUUCCCACUCCUCACGCUGAUCCGAGUUCUUCGUCAAUGUGGAACGUGGGCACGUACGUCAAGCCAUUGGAUGGAAAAUGGUAUAUCUUCUACAGAGAAGGUUUUUAUGCGCCUACUCCAGAAUUUUGCAAUGGUAUCGUACCGUUGACACGUAUUGCUGUUAGAAAUUCGACAGAUUUCGGAAAGUCGUGGUCGGAACCAGCUGUUAUUGCGUCACCUGGAAACUUAAGUGCCGAUAAUUGUGCAGUGCUCGAUGGAGCUCCCUUCUUCGAUAAUGAAACUGAUUCGUGGCAUUACCUAGCUCAGUGUAUCGGUACGAACAAACGUUGGGAUCUAUGUCACUAUUCAAGAUCUGGACGUGAUCCUAUGUCAAGUCCUUUUUUACCGAAUCCUGCAAACCCUGUGGUUCAAGGUGGACAGCUGUGGAGCAAAAUCUGCUCGGGUCGUGAAAAGCACUGCACAUCGACCAUGUAUGAUGAGGGCACGCCUGAAAUCGUAGAAAAAAUCAAUGGUUGGUUCUAUGUUACUUUUCACGGUUGGGAUGGACCAAACAACAAGGCUGCUCGCGGUAUCGCUCGCACCAGAGACUUUGUUAACUAUGAUGUAGCUGGAUAUGAUCUUCCAGAUGAUGCUAUAUUCUCAUCUUUGGAUUGUAAUGGAUGGAACAUCACAUGGAGUCCUCAGAGUCUAUGCGUCGGUGGCGGCGAAGGUAGUAUGGCCAAGUCAGGAGACUAUUUUUAUCACUUGAUUGAAGCCCCUGAUAUCACACUGAACUGUGACACCACUUUGGGAGAACAGAACUGGGUACUAGGAUUACUGAGAUCACCUAGAUUAAGCGCUCGAUCGGGUGAGUGGGAGCAAAUACGCUUUAAUCCUGCGUUCAAACCAGCCAAAAAAUAUGGAUGUGGCAUACAAUACCACAGAAUCUUUCGUGAUGAAAAUGACUUUUUCUUCUCUAUGUUCGUCAUUGACUUUGAAGUCGGCAAACUAACGAUGAAAGUGUGGAAGGUUGUGUCUGGACAGACGUAUUUCCCUGUUCUUGUUAGCUAUCCGUAA